Molecule: messenger RNA, 723 nt
Organism: Rotaria sp. Silwood2
Lineage: Eukaryota; Metazoa; Rotifera; Eurotatoria; Philodinida; Philodinidae
Source: the annotation of a GenBank genome assembly
AUGGCCACAACUAUCGAAUCAAAACCAUGUCAAGCAAAUGAUAAUGGACUCACUUGUGAAAAAGAUGCCAGUUGUUAUAGAGCAAAAUGUUUUCAUUGUUCACGUGAUUUAUGUUUAAUGCAUUUAACUGAACAUACACAAUUAGUUGAAAGUCAAACACGAACAUUUUUAUAUUCACAUGAAAAAAUUUUAAAUGAUUUAAAUAAUAAAUUUGAAUCUCUUUCAAUAUCAUCACGUAUAUUAGAAUAUCCAUUUAUUCAAUUGGAAAAAUGGCGUACAGAUGCUCAUCAAAAAUUAGAUCAAUUAGCUGAACAAAAACGUCAAGAAAUUCAAAGAAAAAUUUCGGAAUAUAGAAUUAUAUUUACAGAAAAAACAAAUGAACAAAAACAAAAAAUUGAAUUAUUAAAAAAACAAUUAAAUAAUUUAUCUCGACAAACACAUGUGGCUAAUAAAGAAAUUAAAUAUUUAGAAGAUAAAAUUAAUGAAACAAAAAUUUUUUUACAUUCUAUUGAAAAACAUUCAAUUAAAGUAUCUACUUAUGCUUUCUUUGUUAAUAUUCGAACAAAUUUUUUUGAUUUACAAACUUCACGAAUUGCUCAAUUAGCAUCUCCAAUUAUUAGUCAAUCUACAAGAAAGACACGUUUUGAUUUAAAAGAAUUUAUGAAUAAUGGAAAUAAACAACGUUUGGAUAAAAAACGAUCAUUAUCUGUUUCAUUAUUAUAA